Cannabis sativa is the source of this 687-nucleotide messenger RNA. RefSeq names its product secreted RxLR effector protein 161-like. The transcript has a single exon. The coding region runs from base 1 to 687 and encodes 228 amino acids. NCBI's taxonomy places the organism in Eukaryota, Viridiplantae, Streptophyta, Magnoliopsida, Rosales, Cannabaceae. The record is from RefSeq and is a predicted model, not a curated record.
AUGGACAACCCAACUCUCUACAAAAGUUUCAUUGGAGCACUUCAGUAUCUGACCCUCACACGGCCAGAUAUCUCCUUUGCUGUCAAUAAGCUCUCUCAGUAUCUCAAGAGCCCCACCCAUGAACACUGGCUUGCUUGCAAAAGGCUCCUUCGAUAUCUGGUAGGCACCAUAAAUUAUGGCCUUCACUUCAGACCAGCUGCCACUCUUCAACUCACUGCCUACACAGACGCUGACUGGGCGAGUUCCAUAGAAGAUCGACGCUCAACUUCUGGUUAUUGUGUCUACCUUGGUGGAAAUCUCAUCAUGUGGAGCUCUCGAAAACAAAUAGUGGUGGCACGCUCAAGUACAGAAUCAGAGUAUCGUGCUAUUGCUCUUGCCACCACCGAGCUUGUGUGGAUUCAGUCACUGUUUAGUGAACUCAAUAUUCAACUUCACUCCUGUCCCAUACUCUGGUGUGACAACUUAAGAGCCACAUCUCUUGCCUCCAAUCGUGUCUUUCACCAAAGAACCAAGCACAUAGAAGUGGACCUUCACUUUGUUAGGGACAAAGUCCUUGAUCACACACUCGAUAUUCGACAUCUUUCAGUUGAUCACCAAACAGCAUAUAUAUUGACUAAACCACUUCCACAAGUUCAGUUUGCCAAGUUUAGAGACAAGUUAACUCUCAAAGAGCCGAGUGUAACUUGA